AACCACAAAUCAACCAAUAACAAAAUAGAAAGUAUAUUAUCAUUGGUCAUAUAACAUUAAGUGUUAAUAAAUUUUACAUAGAAAACUGAAAACGUCAUAUAAUUUGGAACAUAAAAAUUUCUCUAAAACGACUUAUAUAAAAAAAACGGAGGGAGUAUAACAUAAUCAAGUUUGGUGUCUAGUGAAAUCCAAUCGGGAGAUUGGCUUCAUACAGAUGCUCACUUCUAGAGACAUUAAUUAAAAAAUUUGAAUUCAAUAUGGACUAACAUUUAAUGUGACCUAAUAUUCUGCUUUCUUUAGGAAUCACAAUUACUUUUUAUGCCACGUGCAAUAUAUAUGUGUAGUCCCCUAGUACGGAAAGUUUCAAUUAACUUUUAAAAACUGCGAUCAUUGACACAUAGCUAACUUUCAAAAUAGUUGUAAUAAAAUAUCAUUGCCAUUCGUCUGUACAUAUCACGGUAAACGAUGUUUCUAAACAAAUAUCAAAACUCUGAUGGAUUUAAACCCAAUAAUUUGUGAUAGACUGUUGAAAUGAUAAAAUGAACCAACCUUGUAAGUUAUAGCAUCGUUUAAAAAAGUUUAAAAUACUCCUAAGAAUAUAUUGGAAGAAAGCUACGAGGAAAGGCGACGAGAAGAGGAAAAUAGAUCAUUUAUUAUAAUAAAUACGAGAACAGCGUAACAGGAAAAAGGUAGUACUGAAUUAUAUUGAAUGAAUCCCAACCAAACAACAUUAAAUUAUCAAGCCAUUAAUUUAAUACAACAACCAAAUAAAAGAAGAAAUAGAUGUAAAUAAAUAUAUAGACGUUAAAAUAAGUAAAGAAAUAGACCCCACUAAGCCUCCCUGUUCUCCCCCUCUUCAAACCCUUAAAAUCUUCCCUCCCUCCCUCCCUGACUCCAUUAACUCUCUCAGUUUCUUACUUUGAAUCUAAUCCCCAAGCAAACAAACAAAAUAUUUUAUUGUCCUAUUUCUUAACAAAAUAAAAAGAGAAAAAAAAUAUGAAAAUCCCAUUUGUAAACAAGAACCACUCUUCGUUUUCGUGUUCUUCAAAUUCAGUUUCAUCAUCAACAAAUUCCACUUCAUGGGCAUGGCCUUCUUGUCAUCAAAACCCUAAAACUAUAUCUUUCAGAGCCACCAUCACUUUCACCAACCCUAUCCACGAGCAAGAAGACGAUGAGGUUGACCCACCUGAGAUCAAAGAGUCGAUAGAGAGUGUGAUAAAAGGUCUUAGAUCUUCAGAGAGACUUAUCUUCGAAAUCAAAGGAGAAUCCAACUCUAUACUCGAAGAAGCUACAACUAAGCGAGUACAAGAAGAAAUAGAAGAAGAAGCAGAGGAGGAGGAAGAAGGCUUCAUGCUCUUGUCCUUGGAAUCAAACGACCCUUACUCAGACUUCAAGAGAUCCAUGGAGGAGAUGGUUGAGGCACACUCGCUUCACCACGACUGGAGAAGCCUCGAGCAGCUUCUUGUCCAGUUCUUGAAAGUCAACGCCAAGACCAGCCAUCGAUACAUCUUCGCCGCUUUUGUCGAUCUACUCUUGAACUUACCACCAAACGCGAAUGAACCCAUCAGAAACAACAUUGCCAACGACGACGUGGACGGCAUUUCUGCAUCAUGCGCCGCCGCCGGAGAGGCAAGCACUUCUUAUUGUACCAGUAUAGGUCUUGGAGAAUCUCCGUUAUCUCCUCUGUCGUUCUACACGUCGUGUUCUUCGUCUUCUUCCUCCGACGAGACUUCAUCCACGUCCGUACGAUUCUUACCGUUGUCUUCGUUGUUAGAGAUGGAUGAGAAAACUAAAGACAUUUUGGUUUAGAAUGAUUUUCUUUAUUUCUUCUUAAUUUGUAAUUUUAGUUUAAUGAAAAUUUGUGCAGAAUCGUAACAUUGGCUACCCUGAAUAUUUGCUAUAUUGGUAUUUAUUGUGUUUACUUAUUAAUUUUCUCAAUUAUGCGGAAUUUCUUCUUUUUUUUUUGCCCUUUAUGUAGGAUGAUUAAUGUA
Messenger RNA from Brassica rapa (field mustard), 1991 nucleotides. Its product is annotated as transcription repressor OFP15. Lineage: Eukaryota; Viridiplantae; Streptophyta; Magnoliopsida; Brassicales; Brassicaceae. Gene Ontology annotation, biological process: negative regulation of DNA-templated transcription. The record is from RefSeq and is a predicted model, not a curated record.